Messenger RNA from Penaeus vannamei (Pacific white shrimp), 11096 nucleotides. NCBI's taxonomy places the organism in Eukaryota, Metazoa, Arthropoda, Malacostraca, Decapoda, Penaeidae. The record is from RefSeq and is a predicted model, not a curated record.
AGGUGGUCACCUUCAGUAGUUACAUCCCUCUGUGGACAGCCCUGAUGGUGCCAGAGAAGGUGGCCAAUAUCAAGGUGUCAGGCAUGCCAGCCACAGUUAUGACAGAAAUGAGCAAUUUUAUAUAUUCUGAGUUUAUCAGCUGUAUAUUGGAGAUAUCUGAGAAGCUUGAUCUAACUACAUACAAACAAAAUGAACUACAACAGCAGGAGGAAGUGUCAGGGAGCGAUGAAGGAGAUCCUGCAACCUCAGAUCCUGUGUCAGGAUUGAAAGCAAAGGUUCCAAAAGAUUUUCAAGUGUACAUGAAUGUGGUAUCACUCUUGGAAAAAGUAUUACCACUGCAGAGUGAAGAUCAGUUAGAGCCCCACAUACCACGCUUGGUAUGGUUUUUUGUGACUCAGUCCUCACUCCAGCCUCUUGUGUCAGCCCAUUAUAAUGCAACAACCACUGUUCUUACUUGUUCACGCCAAACGCAGUUUUUCUCAAGGAAACAGGACCCAGAGGUGGAAACAUCAAUCCACCUUCUAAUGAGCUAUGUGCGAGAACUGCUGCAACGUUGUCGUCAGUAUCGUGAUCAGCUUUUGGCUUCCUGUCUUACGCUUAUUCUACAUCUUCCUUUGUGCAUUGUGCAAGAGAUCUUUCCCCAACUUGUCAGUCCAUUACAGAUGGCUCUUCAGCUUGGUGUGAGUUACCUACCAUUAGCAGAGGUGUGCAUAUUAGCUCUGCAACUGUGGACAAAAUCCUUAUCACAGGAGAUUCUUAGUGAGCACAUGCCACACGUGUUACCACUCCUCCUUCCUUAUCUUCGCUCACAGGAGACUGGAGGUGAAGCAGAAGUACACACUCGUGUCAUCACCGUGAAGAUGGCAUUUGCAAGGCAGAGGCGAAAGGUUGAUCAGAAGAAGAUGAAGGAGAGUAAAAGGGUAGAAGAGACUGCAAUGCAGAAAAUUCAGCUCAUGAUCUUGCGUCUGAUUGGGAGUUUAGAUCCCCUUCUCCGUCUCCACACCAUACCGCAGGAUCCAGACACCAUUGCUAGUGCUGCUGUCAGAUGGAAUGUGCAGAAACUUGUCAAAUUUGCUACACCAUUUGAGCAUAUUAAGAUCGAUAUAUACUUAGAUGACCUUUUACCACAUGUGGUUGACCUGGCUGUGAAUUCUAGCGACAGACAGACUAAAGUUGCUGCCUCAGAACUUUUGCAUUCUAUCAUCAUAUUGAUGAUUGGCACAGGUGCACAAAAGAGUCAAGAAACACAAUUGAAGGAGCCCAUGGCUCCUCUUUACCGGCACAUAUUCAGUGCCAUGCUCCGUUUAGCUUGUGACCCAGACCAUGUCACACGACAGUUGUUCCUCACACUCAGCUACCAGACUAUCCAUUGGUUUACGAAUAACAGGAAUUUUGAGAAUGUUGAUACAAUGGUCUUGUUAGAAGCCUUGAUGGAAGGCAUUGUGACUGCCAAUGACCCUGCCCUUCGAGAUGUAAGUGCCCAGUGCUUGGCAGAGUUUGUAAAGUGGUCUCGCAAGCAGUGCCGUCAGCAGAAUAGUGUGUCAUCAAACAUCAAAUCCAUUAUCAAGAGAAUUUUUUCAUUCUGUAAGCACCCAAGUGCCUUCAAACGCCUGGGUGGUGCUCUUGCCUGGAAUAGCAUUUACCGUGAGAUUCGUGAGGAUGGCCAAGCUGUCGACAUCUGGACCCUUGACCUUCUAGCUCAUCUAAUGACCUCCCUUGACCUAGCCCAGGUGGAUGACCCAGCUCUAGGCACUCAUGAGCAAACUAAGUCUGCUAUUAAUCAUAUAGAGAGAAUCAUCAGAGUAAAGAGUGAUCUUUUCCAGAAGAAAUCAGGUCAACGCCGUCUACCUCCAGGUUUUGGCGACGGCACUUUGGUGGAUGUGCUCAAGUGGUUAUUCGAACAGUGUGGCCGACCCAAAGCUCUUGUCAGGCAUACCUGUAUGGAACUUUUAGCAUCUUUAGCUCCUCAGGUUAAAGGUUGUGCUUCAGUGCGGGACUUCAUAGAGAAGUAUGUUGGAAUUUCAAAAUUAAGUGAAAUUGUGGACAUACUGGAAGGUGGAGGUGAGGCCAAGAUGGGCAUCAGUUACGUGAAAAACCCAACAGCAUCUUCUAAGCACAUUGGCAGUUCUCUUAAAGAUAUAAAUAUAUUCUUGGAGGCAUUAUCAGCUUCACUUGAUGGCUACUGCUGGUUGAUAGGCCAAGGAAUAGUGCCAGCAGCAAAGCUUUUGAAUCAUUCAGAACUCCAACUUUUCUCUGCCACAACAUAUUUUAUAAAUGAGAUGGCUCUCCUUACUGUCAGUGAAUAUAUGAAGAAUCAUGAUGCUUUUCAAAAUGCAGUUGCUACACCUUAUGAAACCGAAGCCACAGCUAAGCUGAAGUGUACUGUUAUAGUGAGGUUACUGGACUUUGUGAGUGUUGUACUACAAGAGGGACCCAAGGUUGCAUCUCUCCUGAGCCAGCACUCAGUCUGGUCAGCUACCAUGUUCAGUCUUUUGACAUGCUGCACUCUUGACCCUGCUAGUGUUGGGUUUGAUAUCAAAGACACGGAAGUCAGUAAGCAUUUGCCAUCACGUCUAGAGGAAAUCUUGGGAAUUCUGGCCCGUAGAGGACCCUCUGAAGUGAUUGGGGAAUACUCUGACUACCUGGAAAAGCAACUACAGAAGCCAGAGAAUGAUAUAAUUAAGAUGUUACCACUGUCAUUAUCUGAGACUGCACACAUCAACCUCAGAAGCAGACAUGUCAUUGAAGGUAUAGGAAUCUUGGAAAAAAGUGGAUGGCUUGCAAAAUGCAAUGUGGUCAGUUACUCAGUAGCCAAGGAAUUAGUAGACUGGUUGUGUGGGAGUAUAUUCAAGGAGCAGAAUUUGAGUGUGUCUGGUAUAUCUCCCCAUCCAAGCCUACUGAAGUUUUUAUAUACUGUAAUGCAGUUGGCCAUUACGCUUGAUCCAAAGGUGAAGCAUCACCUUCUUAGCUGGGCCACCAACAGUGACACUGUGAGUGGAACUAGUGGGCAAGAGGUUGAAAAGGGAUCCCAUGUACUCAGUAUUCUUGGACCAAAGUUGAUUCCCCAGUUCCUUGAAUCCCCUGAUGAUGCUUUGUCUCGGUGUGUUGAAAUGAUUCGUGAAGGACGGUUUCUGCCUGCCAUGGGCUUUGCUUCUGCUCUCCUCACCUGUCUCAUUAGGAAUGCUGACAUUAGGAAAAAGUAUUCAGUCAAAGUUGUCCAAAGUUUCCUGAAGCAUUGGCCAACACUUGCUGCUCAGGCUGGCAAGACAAGCCUUCACCAAGAUUCAGUUCUUAGUCUGUUAUCAUCCCUCUUUCUGAUUGAUCGUGAGGGCACCAUAAAAAGCCACUGCACAAGUUCAAGGUCCGAUAUGGUUGUAUUUUACAAUGGUCUCCUGGCAGAUGCAAAGGUAGAACUUCAGGCCAAGAUAAAAGUUCUGAAGCUGCUCCCCUUUUUCUUCACAAUGGGAGAAGACAUUGCAAAGUCUGUCAGUGAAGCCUUGGAAAUGCUGAGCUUGAACCACUUUCCUCUUCAUUCAACGGAAUUUUCUGAAGGAGGUGCCCGAGAUCGCGAAUAUCACCAAGCAAUCUGUGAGAUUUUAACUGCUCUAGAAUUGUCACUUUCUCCCAUACUUCUCCAAUUUGUUGUCAAUCUCUUCUGUCGAGAGGAUAAACACCGAUAUGAAGAGGUAAUGCACGAGUCCUUGGAGAAAUUUAUGAAAAAACUGCCAUUGCUCAAACAGCAGGAAACUCUGAAGCAUAUUUAUGAUAUGUAUAAUGAUCCUACUUGUAUAAAGCAAAAUCUAAGGUACAACAUAAUGGAUCUGGUUUUAACUCCACUUCUCCAGCAAGCUGAAGCAGUACCAACACAGAAUUUCUUAUUAACUGUGAUUAGUGCUGUCAUGGCUGGUAUGUCAGCCCCAGUACAUGGACGAUCUGACGAACAACACAAAACUCUGGUGACAAAAGUUGGAAGCUUCAUGAUUUUGCAGAUUAUGUAUUCCAAGUUGCCGCGUGAGAAGCUAUUUGCCCCUGGUUCAGAGAUUAAUGCAGCUUUUCGUCCUGGUGACCAGUCAGGAAAGGAGCUAACAAAGGAAAUUUUUCGUUAUGCUGCAAAGAUCUCCAAAGGUGAACUCCGUCAUGAUCAGACACAUGCUGAACUAAGAAGAUUGUGUGCUUGUGCAGCAUACAAUGCUAUUAUAGCAGUUCUGGCAUGUGUCCAGAAUGAUCUGAGGUUUUAUACCAAUUUCCUAUUUUCUGCAAAUCCUACUAAGGGAGAAGUCAUCUGGGAAUGUUUGGUUGACUGCAGUAGGAACUUGGAAUUUGAUGUUGAGAUAAACUUCAAGCCAGCAAGCAAGAAAAGAUUUGUUGCAGUAAGACAGAAAUUGAGAGAGACUGCCCGUGAAGAAGGGGCUGUAGUUGCAGGGACAGUACAGUACAUGGCAUCACACUACUUAUCUGACAGCAGUUUACGAGAAGAUAUGAGCCAGUUUGACUUCAACAACUCUGUCGUCCUUGCAAUGUCUCAGACAGAAAAGUCUUCAGAAAGAGUGACUGGUGCAAAUGAAAUGGGAGGUGUGCUCAUGCCUGUACACAUGGACCAAAGUGACUAUAAUGGCCAUGAGGUCAUGGCAAACUUGACAGCUGUUAUAAACCACAUGGUGGAUGCAGAGAUCAUGGUUUUACAUAAAGGGGACACAGUGCCCAAGGCAACAGAUGUACCCCAGUGGAUGACCCUAGUACAACAGAAGCUUGACAGUGCUGAUACUCCCAGAAAUGUAAAACUUUUCCUUCUCCGUGUCAUGAUGAACAAUGCAAGGAUUUUUGAACCUUAUGCUGCCCAUUUUGUAUCUACCAUCCUCACGUGCCUGGUAGAUGGAACCAUAGGAGAUAAGAUUAAUUAUUUCUUCUGUGAUGUGAUGGUGAUGGUGAUGGGAUGGGGUUCCAAAGCUGUGCCACAGGAUACUGUAAUGGGAAGGAAUAUUGUUGGUCGUGUCCUGCGGUACCUUUGCAUGAACACUCCACAGACUAGAGCAGAUAUUUUCAAGUAUAAUCUCGAUGUUGUAAGGUCAGUGGUUGAAUGUUGGAAGAGUCUGUUGACAGUACCAUACACAGUUAUUUAUUCCCUGAUGGAAGUUAAAGAUGGAGCUGAGAGGGAAGUUGAGGCUGGUUUACAGCUUCUGGGAAUCAUCUUGGCAAAUGGACUCCCGCCUUACACAGUUGAUUCCGAAACUGAGAAGAAAAGAUGUGAAUCUCUUGUGAUCAGGCUUCUAGGUGCACACUAUGCCAGUGUGUAUGGAGCUGCUGCUGAAGUUAUGGGCCUUAUCCUUAAAUAUACGUCUCAGAAAGAUGGAUCAGUGGAGGCACUGGAGGAUGCAGUGGUUAAGAGGGUAACUGAAUUGACAGUCAAGAUGCAAGGGCAGGGGCUGACAUGUAUCUACAACAUCCAUAAACAUUACCCUUCUUUUGUCAAGAGAUUGAUCAACAAACUCCUGAAUCUGCUACCCAAAUUAUAUGGCAUACAUCGCAAAAACGUCCUGGAAUGCCUUAUUGCCCAUUCUGCUACCAUGGAGGAUAUUUACCUUCAUCUCAAAGAACAGAAUCUCCUUGAUAUUCUGGCAAAAAAAGAAGCAUCAACGCAGCUAGUGGCCCUUCAGUUAGUGAAUGCUGUCAUGCCACGACUCACACCCUCACAGUUAUUGUACUUUAUGCCAGGAGUGGUAGCUUUUGCAUCUCACCCAGCUCCUAGUUGUCGAGAAACAAUGUAUGAUGUCCUGUUUUGGGUCUAUGACAAUUUCAGUAACAAUGAUACUGAAGAUGGGCAUCAGCUGGAAUCCCAAGCUCGUGGAGUGUUGCUUAGGGCAGUCAAGGAGGAGGACGCUGCUCUCCGGCAGAUUGUUCUCAACUUCUGGCUGCAAGGUGCACGAAGUAUGACCUUAACUCAAUGCCUCCUUCACAUCCUAAGAAAAAUGUACAGCCCAGAGAGUGAGGACUCAUUCUUGCAGAUGGCUAUUUAUGUUCUCUUGGAAGCGACAAGGCACUCAGCAGAUUACCAGAGGAAUAUAUUUGACCAACCACUGACUGAGUGUAAAUUUAGGGAAAUGAAAGUGAGCACAGCAUGGCGUGCCCGGCAUGCGUCCAUGAUCCCAAUGUUUGCAGAGACUCAGGCUAGCAAUGACACUUCUUUAAACUCCCUUCUGUCCUACACACAAGGGAGCGAUACAAAUAUGGAAACUGAUGGUCCAGCCGGUGUGCAGGCAACGCAGGCAAAUGUUUUUUCUGCCACUCAAGCACCUGGUGCCACUUACAACUGGGUCACGGAUUCAACUUUCGACACAACAUUGGCUGACAUGGAGUAUGAAGCCACUCAUGCUCCCACGCAGGGCUCCACAUCUGGACUCAUUUUUAAUGUUGGAGCUUCAGGUCAGAAAGACAGGAGGCGUUUCAAGCGUCCAGGGAUUGGGAACUCCAGAAUGAGACCCGCAGAUGAACCCGAUGGCAAUGAUGCAGCUGAUACUAUGCAGUCAAAGUUGAUAAGGAGAAGAUUUGUUAAGAACCAAGACAGGGAAAAACAGUCCAUUUACUUUGCCAAAAUAGAAGAAAGACGCAGUAAGCUAAGAGAGAAGCUAGAGAAGGAGAGGAAGUUCAGAAGAGAGGCCCAGGUAACAAUGUACAGGCAGUAUCGUGUUGGUGAACUUCCAGAUGUUCAGAUUCCUCAUCGGGCUUUGAUUGGACCCUUGCAAGCACUCUCUCAGCGUGAUGAAAAGGUGGCUCGUUUGCUGUUUGAAGUUCUUGCACAGGGUGUGAUAAAUAGUGCAGGGACUGCUAUGCACCACAGAGAAGAGCAAGAGUGGAACCAGGAGUUGCACGAAGCCCUUAACGGCAUCCUUAGUAGCAGUUACAUGUGUUGCCCACAAAUGCUAAGGACAGUGUUGCAUUUGAUGAUCAACAAUGAUGUUAGAACCAACCCUGAGUCACUAACAGCAGCUUGUUUGGGAAGUCGCCUGGAGGCAUUAGGCAUCCUGGUGCUGGAGAGGCAGGCUUUACUCUCCAAGCGAGGAGAGGAGCCACACCCAGCUCGCAAGAAGAUGCGCAAAGAUGCAGAAGCCUUGUCACAGGAUGAUUCCCUUUGGCUUAGCAUUGCUGAAAUGUACAAGAACCUCAACAUGUGGGAUGUGGUUAGAGGAGUCGUCCAAGGAAAACUAGGAGCCAUAAAAGAGGAAACACAGAAGGCACUUGAGGCAGAGGCGACAAAUAACCAUGUGAAGGCAUUCCUUCUCUAUCGUCAGUCCCUAGACACUACUGACUGGGAAGAGGAACCUCUGGCAGCGGAAAAUCGUCUUUGGGAGGAAUGGUAUUCCAAUUGUGCAGCCAUCCUUGGGCAGUGGUCAGAAUUGGAGAACUUUGUAGAAAAGCGGUUCUUGCAAGAUGAUGAUGGGGAAGUUGACCUGAACCGGGUGUGGCUCCUUCCCAAACCAACCGCGACUGCCCUCCCAGCCUUAGUCCACUCUAAACUCAUGAACAUCUUGGAUGGAUCAGAGACUGAUGGAAAUCUCAUUGCUUUCAUCGAUCAAUCAAUGGGAGAUCAUCGGCACAGAUCCAUGCUGGAGGGAGAUUUGCCGCUACAGUUAGGUGUCUUAGCUGCUCACCAAGAGAAGUUUGAACAGGCAAAUGUGUAUGCAAACACUGCCACAUCAAUGACCCUUUUAACAUUAUCUCAGUAUUCGGUUCUUACUCCCAAUCCUUUAUUGGAUACUUUGCAAAAUGUUCAGCUGCUAACAGAGCUGAGUGACUGCUUGAACAAUGUUAAGUAUGCUGACCGAGACUUUUACUCUUCGAAAGUCAAGCAAACAGUCACCAGUUGGAAGAAACAGAAAUGUCGUAUUGAUGACAAUCCACUCAUGACCCAGUGCCUGGCUUCAUAUCGAGACUUGUACCUACACCUGAUGGAGAAAAAAUUACCGGAAGACUCUUUGGAUGUUUCAAACCUUAUAAAGGACACAAAGAACUUCACUCACAGGUUUGUGAUCAGAGCAGCUCUCCAUAAUUCCAAUUACCAUUUGGCUAAUCGACACUUGAAGAAGAUAAGCUCUCUGUCCGAAGAUGAGUACUCUAAGGCACAGUUCUAUUUCUUGAUGGCAGAGACUCACAUCCUUAGGGGUCAAGGAAAGCAAACUGAUCGGCUAAAAUACCUCGUGGAGGCAUGGGCCAAAUAUUUAGGCAGGGUAAGUUCAAUGUCAAUAUUAGAUCAAAACCCAAGGGUGGAGAUACAGUAUCUGAAAUUAGAAAGUCACCUUUGUUUGGAAAUUUGCCGUGCUAUACAGGAUAUGGGGGAUGACUGGACAGAAGAUAAUCAAUACAUGCAAGUGUUAUCCAAGAAAUUUGAAAAUGCUAAUGGAAAAGAAUCAUGGCAGAGAGAGCUGCUUAGCUGCAGUUAUAAAAGUCUUCAGCUUGCUGUGAAUUGUGCAGAAGGCAAACUAGUGAAAAGUGAUGCUUUGAAUCAAGAUGAUUCAAAGAAAUCAGAUAGUGAUGCUCAUUUGGCACUUGUCAAGUACUGUGAGGAAUGUGUGAUAAAAUGGAAAGAUCAUGUGGAUGUGUCACAGUAUUCGAAAUCCCUUAUGGUGUCAGUCCUCCGAGCAAUGGCAAAUGGGUCACGAGAUGCUCAUUUUCAUUUCCCUCGUCUGAUAAAUUUAAUGAAUGAGGAUGCAAGUCUUCUGUCAUCUUUCAAGGAGGAAUAUGAGAAGGUACCAAUAUGGAUGUUCUUGCUCUGGUUGAGUCACAUUCUCAUAUAUGUGGAUAAAGUUCCAGGGCCUGCUCUUCAACCGGUGGUUGAGCGAUUGGCAGCUGAAUACCCUCAGGCAGUUAUAUAUCCUUUUGGGAUCAGCAAACAACAGUACAACUUCAGUAGUCAUGAAGGAAAACUUGCUAAAGCCAUGUGUGACAAGGUAGAGGCCUUACUCAGCUCACAUAAACUUCUACAUCAGUUUGUGUCAGCAAUGUCACUGAUGGUGGUUCCGUCCAUUGCAUGCAAAGAUGCAAUUCAAAAUGUUUUGCAAGAGAAAGACAAACAAAAGAUGGAAGAGGGUUUGAGUGAGAUUGUGAGUGAGUUCUUAAAAGUUCAGAACAGGUCUUCGAAAGGAAAUGCAGAGGAAAAGGGCGAGGCAUAUACCAGGCAAGACCGAGCAAAGAAACAAAUGGCUGAAGCUUUUACAAAAGCAUUUGGUGAAAAUCUAAAAAAGGCAAAGUCUUUGUCAAUAAGAGAUAUUCAGAGGGAACUUGGCUCGAUGGGAAGGGUCUUGCAGCUGUCUCCGGAAGAGAUGAGAAAGUUGCCCCGGCAGUUGAAGGCCUAUUCUCCCUGGCUGGCCAACUUCCAGGCAUCAAAAUAUUCAGAGGUGCUUGAGUUGCCUGGACAGUAUACUGGAAUGUCCAAACCUUUACCUGAGUAUCAUGUGAAGAUUUCUAGUUUUGAUGAAAAUGUCCUGCUUAUGUCAUCUAUGCGUGUGCCAAUGAGGAUUAUAAUAAGAGGUGAUGAUGAAAAGGAAUACAAGUUCCUUGUGAAGUGGGGAGAAGAUCUCCGUACUGACCAGCGGAUGGAGCAGAUGUUUACACUGAUGAACAGUAUAUAUGCUAGGUCGCCGCUGUGCACCAAAGCUUCAUCUGUUCCUUCACUGGACACCUAUCAGGUGAUCCCACUUUCUCUAAGAGUGGGCAUUUUGCAGUGGGUCGAUUCUACCCAACCCUUAAAAGAUUUUAUAAAUGACUCAUAUAGAGAAAAUGAAACAAAAUGCUAUGGUGAAGCAAGGGCUCUUUACGGAAAGAAUGAAAACUAUACUGUUGCCAAGAAAGCCAAAAAGCGGGAUGUUAUAAAGGCAUAUGAAGAAGUUGUAAACAAAAUCCCUUGGGAUGUGUUACGCCGUGGACUUGUGAGGAUGUCAAGCAGCACUGAGGGCUUUUUCAGUCUAAGAAGUGCCUUUGCAGUGAGUUACGCAGCAUUAUGCAUCUCACAGUGGCUUUUGGGCAUUGGCGAUCGUCACUGUAGUAAUUCCCUCGUAAGUCUGAAGACUGGUCGUGUUAUUGGUAUUGACUUCGGCCAUCAUUUUGAAAGUGCUGUGCAGUUUCUGCCGGUUCCAGAGUUGAUGCCGUUUCGCCUGAGCCCUCAAAUUGUAAAUGUAUUUCAGCCGAUAGGCCAAGUUGGAAUGCUGAAAGAAAUCAUGGUUUCUGCUUUGGGAGCGCUUCAAGAAUCGCGCCACGUACUGACAGCAGUUUUAGAGGCCUUUGUCAAAGAGCCAACAAAAGACUGGCUGGAUUUUGUUCAGAAACAGGAAGGUGACACCCAAGACAGCAAAGUAGAGCUGUUUUCCAGCAAACGAAUCGAAUUACUGAAUGAUAAGCUGAGUGACAUUAACCCAGCCUACAUUACCUUAUGGGCAGUUUCCCAAAAUAAGUUUGUAGCAAAACAGAAGGCCUAUGAGAACCUCAAACAAGCUGUCUUAGGUGACCGAGGAGAAUCCGUCCGAGCCAGCGUUGGCGAGCGAGGACUCAGCACUCACCAGCAGGUAGACAUCCUUCUUGAACAAGCGACAGAUCCUAAUAUCCUUGGAAGAUCUUGGAUAGGCUGGGACCCAUUCUUGUAAGUUCAGAUAUGCAGGCUACGUAAGUACAUCACAGUUACCAAAGGUGUACAUGGGGUUUGAUUCAUGGUGUAAUUUAUUUGGUUGAUUGUACACUAGAAGUUACUCAUUUUUUUUUUAGAGAAAUCGACUGGAAUUUUAGCAACCUUACGAUGGUAUUGUAUUCUAUCUAUGUAUCCCAGUGAAAUUUAAUGUAAGAAACAUUUUGUUGCAUUCCACUGUGUAAAGGUUCAGUUGUGAUCUUGAAUGACAGAUUUCAUCACUGAUAUAUGUUUUUGUUUUUGUUUUUGAUGAUUUACCAUAUUUUUGUAAUGACAAAAAACAAAUAUUGAUCGAGUAUUUUCCUAGAUGUUCCUAGGCAUGAUUUAUAUCCUUGCGGAUAGGUCUUGUUUUUGAAAAUGAAGAGAACCAGAAGUAUGUAUAAUUUAAAUGUGCAGAGUUGCAAAUAAAAAUUAGAAAUAAAUUUAA